AUGUCGUCCGCGAACACCAACGGCUCCCCCCUGAGCUUCGGCAAGCGAUAUGCUGUGCUGAACCUUGAUUUCAUGAACAUCCUGUUCGACAUUGCCAAGGGCACGCCUGAGGGAACGAAAUUCGUGGCCAACUGUACUCGUUGGGUCGAUGCGGUGCAUAAGCGGGAUCCUCGACCCCUAAACAUCUUCACGACUCUGUACUUUACGAGCCCUUCUCAGGCUGAGCUUCCGGCAGAAGCCCCCUUUACCAGGCUGGUCAAUGGGUUUACUACUUUUGAUGAACAUAAUCCUGGCGUCAAGGUACCUGAGUAUAUGAACGUGGAUGAACAGGAUGUUGUCCUUCAGAAGAUACGAUGGUAUGGCGGCGCAGGGAAUAAGCUGGAAGAUAUUCUCAAGAAGAACGAUAUCGACACCGUUGUCAUUUCUGGUCUUAGUCUCUCCGGUGUCGUAAUGAGUACGGUCUAUCGACUGUUUGAUUUGGACUACAAAAUCAUUGUGAUUUCGGACAACUUGUUGGAAAUGCCAGUAUCCCAGCAUGAGCAAUUUGCCGCUGUAUUUUUGGAUCAUCUCAUGCCGAAAAUGAACCUCAAGGUCAUUACACUCGAAGAGGCAUUAGAGGCCCUUGAGCGUUCUUAG
Messenger RNA from Trichoderma aggressivum f. europaeum, 636 nucleotides. RefSeq lists its product as uncharacterized. Bases 1 to 636 code for a protein of 211 amino acids. The transcript is spliced from 2 exons. The record is from RefSeq and is a predicted model, not a curated record. NCBI's taxonomy places the organism in Eukaryota, Fungi, Ascomycota, Sordariomycetes, Hypocreales, Hypocreaceae.